AUGAAGCAAGGCAGCACGGGGCACCACCAGGCUUUUGGUGCGGAGAAGGUGAAGCAUUGUCGAGGCUGCAACUUCCCCCUGGACGAGACGCUGAUUCACAUCGGCAGUUGCGAGGGAAGCUGUGACAUCGUACUCGUGGGCGUGGGCAUUACGCCUGAGAUGUGCGCAGUGCGCUGCUUGAAGGGAAACGAAGUGACGGUGGAGGCCUUGCCGUCCGAGGAUGGAAGCUCCGUGCGCGUGCUGCUCAAUGGCAAGUUCCUGAGGCCCGAGAAGCCACAGACUAUGCACCAUGGAGACUGCUUGAUCUUGGGCUACUCGCAUGCCUUCCGCCUUGUGGAGCCCUCGCCCGAGCGGAUCAAGCUGGCAGGCACCGCGGAAUCCUUGCAAGUGGCCCGCAGCACGAUCCCCAAGCUCGACGUGGCUUCGGCUUUUGAGGAGGCUGUCGAGGUAGAGGGCAAGCAAUUGGAGGACUCGGGUGGGCUCGUCAGCGCCUUCUCUUUCAUCAGCAACCUCAGCAAGCGAGCUUCCGACACCGCAGUCCGGGGCUUCCUCAGUGCCCUGCAUCACGUGCACCCGCUUGUGGAGGAAGCCAACGUGAUCACCAGGGAGGUUUUUGGCAACGCAGACCUGCACCUGGAGAUUCAGACCUUGACCGAUGUUCUCGACUUCAACAAUGACUCUCCGGAGAUUGUGAUUUGCUGCUUGGAGAAGCCUUCGCCUUUGGCGCGCUUUCAGCAGACAGUCAACACGGUCCAGCAAUGUCUCAAGAACCCCACGGCGCCCACCUCGUCGCAAGACUUGGCAGACAAGCGCUGGAUGCUGGGAUGCGCCAAACACCCGCUGGCUCAUGCCAUGGGCCUCGAUGAGCACAUGACCAUUCGCGGUCACGGCCACCUCCUGUCAAUCUGGUCUUUGGAAGAGUUCUUGCAGCGACUGAGCGAAAUCCGCGACCUUUACCAGGAAGCCUGUGAGACGGGAGAAGGAUUUGAAGGAACGCGCCAGUCCUUGGCCGCCCAUCCCUUCCAGAAUCCCUGGCACCAGAGCACCUUCACGCACAUGAAGGUCUUGGCAGAGGAAGCGGCGUCCAUCAGGACCAGCCCGUUGUUGAGGUGGCUACUGCGUAGCCCACCCAAAGCACCAAUCCAGCAAGCACCACCGCCAGGUGCAAGCAUUGGUGCCAUUGCGCAGGCAAACCCGGCCCUGGACCUCAAGCGGAGGCCCUCCGUGGCCGAGUCCUCUCCGAGUGCCUGCAGCUCAAGCCACCUCUUCCCGGUGGGCGGCGGAGACAAGGACAAGCAAUCUCCUACUCCGCGAACUGGCUUUUUCGAGGUGGACAACUCUCCACUUCCAAGCAUGACAUCUUACCUGAAAGGAUUGCUGACGGACCCUUCCAGUGCAGACCUACAGCUCGCCGUCACAGAGCCAUGCGAAGGACAGGAGCCUACCAUCGUCCCGGCUCACAGCAUCAUCUUGACAAGGCUGCCAUUCUUUCGUCGGCUGAUUGCCGAUCACCGAGCCAUUGGGAAGUCGCCGAUCAUUGUGCCUCACGCCCUUUCCGUAAUCAUUCUGCGGCAGCUUCUGGUCUAUGCCUACACUGACAGCGUCAAGGAAGCUACCGCAACACUGUCUCCGAACAUGCUGCGGCAGCUACAGAAGGCGGCGUCGAACUGUGGCAUGCCAGACCUUUGCAAGGCGUGCUGCCAGAAGCUGAGCGAGUCGGAGGCCCCGAAGCCGGCGGUUGUGAGCCAAGGUGGUCAAGUAGUGAAGCGGCGCAUCUCCAGCACUUCCCAGACACAGGCCGUCCAGGCUCGGCCUUCGCAAUCGUCCGACCGUGGACUGCCAGUGCUCCUGAGCAAGAAGUCAUCCCUGAGCGAGAGCUCCGCUGGUGGCAGCACAAGGCUGAAGAACACGGUCGGCGCUGAUAAGCCUGACAAGUCCAUACGUGCCAGUGAUGCUCGGCUGGAUGCCGUGGAUCGCGGAAGCUCCAGUAACACGCCUCUGUGUCUGGAGUCUGGCUCCAGCCUUGGUGUCCCAAUGGAGGGUAGGGAGUCCGAGAACAGCCGCGCAAAAGUUCGGCUCAGCUCAGGAAGCCUCCGCGCUUUUGCGGAUGAGAUGUCGGAGCUCCGGCGCAUCCUCCUGGCACAGCCGAAGGCGGAAGGGCUGGGAGACGUGCCGAAGCGUGCCACCGAACUGCUGGAGGACUUGCAGAUGAGCAUGAUGGAGACCAUCAGGAAUGAGUUCAAGGGGCUGAAAGAGGCGCAAGAGGAGAAGCAGGGCCCGGAGACGUCGCUGUCGACGCUCGCUGUGGGCAUCACCUCCCAGAUUCACAACCUCCGGGAUGAUUUGCUGUCCAUCUUGCACGCCAACCCCUCCCAGGCAAGCGCCUGCAGUUCCACCCGAAAUUCCUGCAGCCCGCCCCCGCGCAUGGUAGCCAUGUCGCGGGAGGAAUCCCCGGUACCCUUGCUGAGGGUAGCAACCCAGGCUCCCGCAACAGGCUUCUCCACGGAGCCCGUUGCACGCGCCACCACAGCCUCGCCUACCCCAGAAGGCCGGCUGUCCCCGGCACCGCCCCUUUCUCAGUCCCUCCCGUGCUCCAUAUCGGGCUCCAUGCCGGGCUCCGUGAUGCCAGCAACUCCCCACCUUCGCAGCGACCUUCGCAUGUCCAAGCCCUUGCAACGGCUGGUGGUUCACGCGUCUACUGGCCAGCUGCCUGUUGCCGGCCGCUCUCCGUCGCCUCCCGCAAUGUACAGCCCUUACGUGGUCCCCUCCUACCAGAAGCCCGUGGCAAGGGCACCGGCAAGGCCGCAAGCUCGCUCCAUGUCACCGCUCCCACGGGCCAGCUACCUGCCAAUGGCACCUCGCAAUCGCCAGACAGGAUGGCUUCAGCACUCGAUGCCAGUCGGGGCUCCGGUUUCGGUGCGAUUUUCGCCGAGCCCCCGUCAGGCGCAUAUAAUGUCUGCCACAACAAUUCACGGCGCCGGUCCUUUCCAGCCACUGCAGGAGCCAGUGGCCGUCGACACACGGAAAGCCCCGACACCGCCGUCCAACACCGCUGUGGUGCCUUCAAGGGUGGAGAGUAUGACCAAGCCCCAUGCCCAUGCAGAGUCGGUGGAGUCUCUGAGCGUGUAG
This is a messenger RNA of Symbiodinium natans, 3129 nucleotides long. Lineage: Eukaryota; Dinophyceae; Suessiales; Symbiodiniaceae. The record is from the annotation of a GenBank genome assembly.